Symbiodinium natans is the source of this 705-nucleotide messenger RNA. The record is from the annotation of a GenBank genome assembly. NCBI's taxonomy places the organism in Eukaryota, Dinophyceae, Suessiales, Symbiodiniaceae.
AUGGCUGCGGUAUCUCCAGUUGGCCAAGUGGUCCAACUGUUGCUUGCUGCAGCCAGCAGCGAUGCGCGGGCGCGGCAGCCUGCGCAUGAAAGGCUCCAGGAUCUGGAGAACAGACUAGGGGCCGGGCUGGUGCCUCUGCUCCUCGAAGCAUAUGCAGAUGCUUCUGUGGAUGCCCAGGGGAGGUAUCUGGCAAUUCUGAUGUGCAAGAAUGUUGUGGACCGCCAGUGGCAGCUGCGUGGCUCCGGCAAGGUCAUUUCAGCAGAGGAAAAGAACGCCAUCAAGGAGCAAUUGCUGCGUCUGGUCAAGGCCGCAACUUCUGGAGGAUUGCCCCACCUUCUGGAGUUGACGAUGGUCCUGCGGCGAGUAUGCAGAUUUGAGUUCCCCAUGAACUGGGACGGCUUGGCUCACCUUCUGCUGGCUGAGCUGCAGGGCCUGCGGGAGAGGGGUUUCAGCGAGGCUGCCCUGGCCGUGGUGCUGGUGCUGCACCAGGUGCUCAAAGAGCAGAGCUCCAAAAGGCUGCUGUCGUCAAGACGUGAGUUCCACCAGUUGGGCGGCUUGCUGGUGGAACCUCUGGGCGCUGUCUGGGCGCUCAAGAUGGAGCACAUGCGCCACCUCAAGAACCAAGGGCUCGGGCCGCAGGUCUCACCUUUUGUAUACAAGAAGCUUUUGAUGCUGUACACUUGGCAAUUUUGGGUCAAGCCCUGA